AUCAUGGGAACCCUAACGAAACCUAAAAUCCGGAGAAAAAAAGAGGGAUGGAGAGCGGCGGCGCAUUAGCGAUCUCGAUGCGCGACGACCGGGCUCCAAUCGAGAGCGGCGGCGUGCAAUUGGUCGCAUCGUCGGCGGCUCAGCCUCCGCGCCGGAGCAGAGUAGCCUUGCGCGCAGACGGGGCUCCGGUCGAAGAGAAGGGGAGGACGAAGAUCGGCGGCGCACCUCCGCCUCCGUGCCAGAGCAGAGUAGCCAUGGCCGGCAAAAUCGAUGAGAAGAGGAGGGCGAAGAGCGGGGGCACACACGUGGCAACAUCGUCGACGGCUGCGCCUCCACGCCAGAGCAAAGCAGCUCUCUCUGGCAGCGGGGCUCCAAUCAAAGAGAAGAUGAGCACGAAGAGCGGCACUCUGCCUUUGCUCCGAAGCAGAGUUGCCACGUUCGGCGCUUCAAUCGAAACGGCUCCGCCUUUGCCCCGAAGCAGAGUAGCCUCGGUUGCUGAAUUCUCUCCAAACAAAGAGAAUAGGAGGAGGACGAAUAGCUGCAGCACACAAGCGGCCACUUCGCCGACGGCUGUGCCUCCGCACCAGAGCAAAGUAGCCAUAUGUGGUAGCGGGGCUACAAUCCAAGAGAAGACGAGGUCGAAGAGCUGCAGCACACAAGCGGCCGCAUCGUCCACAGCUCCGCCUUUCCACCAGAGCAGAGUACACAUGUCUGUCAGCGGGGUUCCAAACAAACAGAAGAGGAGGACGAAGAGCCACAGCACACAAGCGGACGCAUCGUCCAUGGAUCCGCCAUUGCACCAGAGCAGAGUGCCCAUGUCUGUCAGCGGGGUUUCAGUGGAAGAGAAGAGGAGGACAAAGAGCUUGAUGCCUAAGCCUCCACGCCGGAGCAAAGUAGCCUUGACUACCAAUGGCCGUCCUGUGGAUGGUGUACGACGUGCCGACGUCAUUGAAUACUACAAGCAUAGCGAUGGAUCCAUCUACAGACAAACUGAUUUCUUGUCCAAACUUUAUCGUGUCCAUGAUACCAACGAGACUGAGCUGGAGCCAAUGAUGAGGUCGGAGCCAUCAGACGGUUGCUCGCUGAACUGGAGGCCCUGUGAAAGACAUGCCGAUUGCACCAUGAUGCAGAUAUUUUCACUGAAGCUGGCGUAUCCUCCUGCUGGAGACCAAGUUAAGGUGUAUGGAUUCAUGGCUGUCCGGGACACUCGGGACCAUCUGCGUAACUACAUCUUCAACCGCACCAGAGAUGACCCUUUCAUCGUGGAACAAGAGGACGGAUUUAUACAGUUGUCUGGACCCAAGAGAGGCAUCUGGUGGUAUGACAAGCAGCUGGUUGAGUUCGACAUGAGGAUCAAGAGAGGGGAAAAUGAAGCGGACGAUCUGCAGCUCAUCGACGGCGCCGUCUGGUUCUACGACGGUUGCUCGCCGCAUGCUAGAGUGCUCACGCAACGCAUCGACGGUGACUAUGGCUCGGUGGACAUAAGCUAUGCGCUCCUGCAAAUGGCGAUGGAGGCCACGGUGCAGAUUGCUGUGUCGGAGCUGGACAGAGACAUAGGCCUGCUUGUAAGGGCGUUUUACGUCAGUGAUCUCUUGCACCAGGGGAUGUAGCUGUUCGAUGGUGUUAUCCCUGCUGAUGCUGCUGCUGGUGGUUCGGACAGUUAUGAGCUAGAUAAGUAUGUGGUUGCUGCUUCCCGGCAUACCAAGUUGGCUCUGCAAAUGAGGAUCCGUUCUUUGGAUGAUGAUGGUGAUGUUUGGAGAUAUUGUCUCAGCCCAGCCAGUGCGCAUGGAUCUGACGACUUCAGUUUCGCGCUCAGUUUCACAACCAUUGAUGUGAAGAUCUCUUGGUCGACAUUGGACUAGAUCACAUCUCCUAUCUCUGGUCGACAAGUGACGUAUAUGAGAUGGUGAAACUGCAGUCGAGCUUGGCACAAAUAAAUAGCAAUUUUACUUUGGUAGAUAUACUGCCGGCUUGUUUAUGUCAGAUUAUCCGCCCUGCGCUUAAUUAUGGGAAUGUUGCUGAAAUUAUGCUUGUGUAUCUGGAAUAACGCCUUGUGUCCUUCUAAAUACUUUACGCUGGA
Molecule: messenger RNA, 2080 nt
Organism: Aegilops tauschii subsp. strangulata
Lineage: Eukaryota; Viridiplantae; Streptophyta; Magnoliopsida; Poales; Poaceae
Source: RefSeq, a predicted model, not a curated record